Polyodon spathula (Mississippi paddlefish) is the source of this 2875-nucleotide messenger RNA. Its product is annotated as acetoacetyl-CoA synthetase. Gene Ontology annotation, molecular function: acetoacetate-CoA ligase activity. The record is from RefSeq and is a predicted model, not a curated record. The coding region runs from base 122 to 2146 and encodes 674 amino acids. Lineage: Eukaryota; Metazoa; Chordata; Actinopteri; Acipenseriformes; Polyodontidae. The transcript has 18 exons. Gene Ontology annotation, cellular component: cytosol. Gene Ontology annotation, biological process: lipid metabolic process; positive regulation of insulin secretion.
UGCCAGCUUGUCAGGGGGGUGAGGCGACACUGCCUUCAGAAACCUGUGAGAGUCGCAUCUGAUCAGAGGUGAUACUAGCCGGAGAGAAACGCUUUAUCCAGCUUCCAGGGCUGCUGCCGUCAUGUCCAGAGACACAAAGACAACAACGGGAGAGGAGAUUAUGGAGUCCAAGGUAAUGUGGUACCCAGACUCCAAGAAGAAUACCCAGAUGGACAAAUUCAGAUCAGAGGUGAACAGAGAUUUUGGAUUGAAACUGGCGAACUACAAUGAGCUGUACCAGUGGUCUGUGGAGAACUACCCGGAGUUCUGGGCAGAGGUGUGGCGGUUCUGUGGCAUUGUGUGCUCCCGCAUGUAUGAGGAGGUGGUUGACCGGACAAAGAGAAUCUCUGAUGUUCCUGAAUGGUUUAGAGGCAGCCAGCUAAACUACGCCGAGAAUCUUCUGAAGCAUAAGGAUCAGGACAAAAUAGCUCUGUAUGCAGCAACGGAAGCGAAGGAGGAGAUCACCAAGGUGACGUUCAGGGAGCUGAGGCGAGAUGUCGCGCUCUACGCUGCUGCCAUGAGGAAGAUGGGGGUGAAGACGGGGGACAGGGUGGUCGGUUAUCUACCCAACAGCAUUGAAGCCGUGGAGGCCAUGCUGGCAGCUGCGAGUAUCGGAGCCAUCUGGAGCUCCACUUCACCUGACUUUGGGGUCAACGGAGUCCUGGAUCGGUUCUCCCAAAUCCAACCCAAACUCAUCUUCUCCGUCUCUUCGGUUGUGUACAACGGCAAGGAACAUGACCACAUGGAGAAACUCCAGAGCGUAGUCAAAGGGUUACCUGACCUGAAAAAGGUGGUAGUGAUCCCGUAUGUCCGUUCAAGAGACGUUACAGAUCUCUCCAGAAUCCCGAACAGUGUGUUCCUGGAAGACUUCCUGGCCAUGGGAAAAGAAGGAGACCAGGAUCCACAGCUGGAGUUCGAGCAGCUGCCCUUCAGUCACCCUCUCUUCAUCAUGUACUCUUCAGGAACCACCGGGGCACCGAAAUGCAUGGUCCAUUCUGCAGGGGGCACCCUCAUUCAGCAUCUGAAGGAACACAUUCUCCAUGGCAACAUGAGCAGCAGUGAUGUCAUCAUUUACUACACCACUACGGGCUGGAUGAUGUGGAACUGGUUGAUGUCUUCUCUUGCCACUGGCUCCUCGGUGGUGCUGUACGAUGGCUCUCCACUAGUGCCAUCUCCCAACGUGCUGUGGGACUUGAUUGACAGACUAGGAAUAACUAUUUUUGGCACCGGGGCCAAGUGGUUGUCUGUACUUGAGGAAAGGAACCUGAAACCAGCUGAAACCCAUAACCUGCACACACUCCACACCAUCCUGUCCACUGGCUCUCCCCUCAAACCUCAGAGCUACGAAUACGUCUACAAAGACAUCAAGAGUAACAUUCUGCUGGGAUCCAUCUCAGGUGGAACAGAUAUUGUUUCCUGUUUUAUGGGGCAGAACUUCACAAUUCCCGUGCACAAAGGAGAAAUCCAAGCCAGGAAUCUGGGAAUGGCGGUGGAAGCCUGGAACGAUGAAGGGAAGCCUGUGUGGGGAGAAAGUGGAGAGCUGGUAUGUCAGAAGCCCAUUCCUUGCCAGCCAACCCACUUCUGGAAUGACGAGAAUGGAAGCAAGUACCACAAAGCCUACUUCUCCACCUUCCCUGGUGUUUGGGCUCAUGGGGACUACUGCAAAAUCAACCCUCAGACAGGAGGCCUUGUGAUGCUGGGGAGAAGUGAUGGUACUCUGAACCCCAAUGGUGUACGAUUUGGAAGCUCCGAAAUCUAUAACAUUGUGGAAGCUUUCGAGGAAGUGUCCGACAGUCUUUGCGUCCCCCAGUACAGCAAAGACGGGGAGGAGAGAGUGAUCCUGUUUCUAAAGAUGGCACCCAAGUACGCCUUCGGGCCGGAGCUGGUGAAGAAGAUUCGAGAUGCCAUCCGGGUGGCACUAUCGGCUCGUCACGUCCCCGCUCUCGUCCUGGAGACCAAAGACAUUCCGUACACGAUAAGUGGGAAGAAGGUGGAAGUCGCUGUCAAGCAAAUUGUCGCUGGAAAAGAAGUUACCCAGCGUGGGGCAUUCUCCAACCCCGGCUCAUUGGACCUGUAUAAGAAUCUGCCAGAGCUGCAGAACUUCUAAAGAUAGCCAUCUGGGACAGGAUAUAAGAGAUGAAGGGGGAUCGCUCAGGGGGGAAAGGGGGGUGGGGGGGUGGUGAAGCAGAGUCUCAUUUCAGUGACUGUGCAUCGCUCGUGUCCUGUAGUGGGGAAUCACUAAAGAUACCUUUCCCUGAAGGUAGACGUGGUUUUGUCUGUUAUCAUGGUAAUAAGUCACAACACAUACUGGACUGCUUUUUACAGGGGUCCAUGUUACCAGGAUGUUUUGCAGCUCAGCUGUGGAUGUGUUUGGUUCUUUUCCACCCGAGCCCCAGUUGAAAGCAGACCUGUGCACCACAUGUAGCUGUGCUCUACUAGCUUGGGGAGCCGUGUCCGUUCCUGCAGGUACAGAGAUUCCAAGCAAAUCCGUUCAUGCAGCUGAGCUGGUGUUUGAGUGUGACUGGGGCAGUUUGAGGCUUUGUCUGAGGAAAGCAUCCGUGACAGUGCAGGCAGUGGUGCAGCUCACUUCAGACACUCCUGUGUGGACGGUAGAUGAAGCACACAAAGCCAGGAUACAUCUCAGCAGGGCUGUUAGGGCCUUUUCAUAUACGGUUAGUUUCUAAACUAACCCAGUGAGUUCAUUUGGAAACCAACUGGAGGAAAAGAACUUGGUUCCUUUUGUAUUAACAAACAAACAAAACAAAAAACCCUGAAAACGAUUAAAGACUCAACCUGGUCUUAGACUACCCCAUGUCUACGUGUGUCAUAAAUGUGU